Caenorhabditis angaria is the source of this 4435-nucleotide messenger RNA. The record is from the annotation of a GenBank genome assembly. Lineage: Eukaryota; Metazoa; Nematoda; Chromadorea; Rhabditida; Rhabditidae.
AUGAAAUCUCGCUUAUUACUCUAUCACAUUCUAUCAUGCUGCCACGUGGCAUUUUUCGUCGCCGCGAGACCCGCUUCCUCCACAUCGUCGUUUCGAGACCUACAAGAAGCCGCCGAGAUUCUGGUGACGAAUCGGAAUAUUUUGGAGGAGGAUCGAGGCGAAACAUCGCAUCGAUUAAUUGGCUCAUUUUCGACGGUUGGCACUAAUUAUGAAACAGGUGGCGAUAUUGUUCAGGUGAGAGCUUUUCCGGAGCAGGUGCGGGGCUUUUUUUUGGCUCCUGACGUGAAGAAUUUUGAUUUUUAAUCAAAAUAUCGUAAAAUUUGGCUCAAAAUCUUCAUUUUCCGGGUCCUGACGCGAAAAAUAUUGAUUUUCGACCUGCGUAAACGCGGAGUAUCGUUGCAAUGCUGCAAAAUCGUAAUUUUUUCUUCCUGACGCGAAAAAUAUGAAUUUUUGUCCAAAACAUCGUGAAAAGUUGGGAUUUUUGAGCCCUAGAACGAUUUUUGCUGUGAAAAUUAAUUUUUUUCGGGUCCUGACGCGAAAACUAUUGAUUUUUGUCCAAAACAUCGUGAAAAGUGGGAUUUUCGAGUCUUUGAACGAUUUUCGGCUUGAAAAAUUGAAUUUUUGAUGUAUUUUCCGGGUCCUGAAGCGAAAAAUAUGAAUUUUUGACUGAUUUUGGCUUUAAAUUGCAUGUUUUUUGAAUCCUGCAGCGAAAAUAAAAGAUCUUUGACCAAAAUAUCGUGAAAAUAGGCUCUUGGACUUUUAAAAUUCGAAUUUUUCGCUUCAGAACCCGAAAAUACAUCAAAAAUUAAAUUUUUCAAGCCAAAAGUCGUUCUAAGACUCAAAAAUCCCAUUUUUCACGAUCUUUUGGUCAAAUAUUCAUAUUUUUCGCUUCGGGACCCGAAAAAAUCAAUUUUUCAAGAUGUUUUGGACAAAAAUUCAUAUUUUUCGCUUCGGGACCCAAAAAAAUUAAUUUUUCAAAGCAAAAAUUGCUUUAUUACCCAAAAUAUUCUAAUUUUCACGACAUUUUGGACAAAACUUCAUAUUUUUUGCUCCAGGACCCAAAAAAUCCGAAUUUUUCACGAUGUUUUGAACAAAAAUCCCAUAUUUUUCGCUUCAAAACCCAAAAAAAUCCGAAUUUUUUUCUCAUAUUCAAAAAAAAGUUUUGUGCUCUCUUCCGCCCCGAAUUCCCCGGAGACCAAUUGCGCUCUGCCGAAAAACAUGAGCGCGAGAAAAAAAAACCAAUUUUGGCCCCGCGCAAUAUUUCAUUUUUGACAUCCACUAUACAUUUUUCACACACAAAACAAAGGGAUGUGUAAUUUCCGGACCAAAAACAACAAAUAAACAUUUUGGUGGUCCGAAAAAAAAGAGAUAAUCUAAUUGUCAAAGGGAAAUAGUAGAAAGAAGAAAAAAAAAUGGGAAAAUGGCGAAGGAAAUUGAAUUUUUCUGGACAUUUUUAGGGAAAUUGGAAAAUACUCUAUGGAAAUGGAUAUUACCAGAUUAAGGGGUGGAAAUGCUGAAAAUCGUAGUUUUUAGCGAUUUUCAGCGCGAAAAUUCAGUCUAGAAGCAAUUUUUUUUCAAAAAAAAAACCUGCGCUCAUGGGGAAUCGAUCCCCUGACCUUUUACUCGGCAGAAAAAUCGAUUUUUGGUCAGAAUUUUGUGCUGAAAAUGCUGGAAAUUGUAGUUUUUUGCGAUUUUCAGCGCGAAAUUUCAACCCAGAAGCUUUUUUUUCAAAAAAAAAAACCUGCGCUCACGGGGAAUCGAUCCCCUGACCUUUUACUCGGCAGAAAAAUCGAUUUCUGGUCAGAAUUUUGUGCUGAAAAUGCUGGAAAUUGUAGUUUUCAGCGAUUCCAUGAGUUUCAGCGCGAAAAUUCAACCCAGAAGCUUUUUUUUUCAACAAAAAAACCUGCGCUCAUGGGGAAUCGAUCCCCCGACCUUUAACUCGGCCAGAAAAUUCGAUUUUCGGUCAGAAUUUUGUGCUGAAAAUGCUGGAAAUUGUAGUUUUCUGCGAUUUUACCGAAAAAUUGCCAUUUUUCCAUUUUCUUGUUGCAGUAAUUGUGUAUUUGUUUGUUAUUUGCAUCCGAAAUGUGCUCCGCCAUCUUUUUCUUCUUUUUUUGCUCUUUUUUUUUAUACAUGUGAAAAAUGUAUAAGAAAAAAAUUGGGGGGAUUCGGAAUUAUCCCAUAAAAAACGAGCGUAAUAAUUUCGCUGAAGUGGAUAGGGGCGGCGGCAAACAUCAAAGGGACAUUUUAGGAUUACACCCCCUGUACAAUUUGGUGUGUUUUAUGGCCAUUUUUCGCAUAAAACUGAGAGAUUUAUGAAUGAUUAGGAAGAAAUGAAGAAAUAAGCGAUUUCUCCACUUCUAGGCCAAUUUUUGAGCUGAAAAUCGUGAAAAUUCUGAAUUUUUGGUCACGGAACGUGAAAAUCGUGAUUUUUCGACUGGAAAUUAUCGAUUUUGAUCCACAAAUCAUGAAAAAUAGGAAUUUUUGGCUCCAAAAAUUCAAAUUCAAAUUUCUUUCAGGUUUCCUCAUUCCGCGCCUGUGAUGCCAGACGAAAAGGCCUCGAUCACACGGUUUUCGAGCAUGUUUCGGUGGUUUUUGUCGAUGAUGUACAGCCGUUUUUGACUGGAUGUGUUGCGUUGGAUAAUCAGGUGGGUCUGAGCUUCAAAUUGCAUGUUUUUUGAGUCCUAGAGCGAAAAUUGAAGGUUUUUUAAUCAAAAUAUCGUGAAAAUUGGGUUUUGGGCUUUUGAAAUUCAUAUUUUUCGCUUCGGGGCCCAAAAAUACACCAAAAAUUCAAUUUUCAAAGCAAACAUCGUUCUAGGGCUCAAAAAUCCAAUUUUUCACGAUUUUUAAUAUUUUUCGCUGCAGAACCCGAAAAAAUCAAUUUUUCACGAUUUUUUGGUCAAAAAUUCAUAUUUUUCGCUUCAGAACCCGAAAAAUCCAAAUUUUCACGAUGUUUUGGACAAAAAUCGAUAUUUUUCGCUUCAGAACCCGAAAAUACAUCAAAAAUUCAAUUUUUCAAGCCGAAAAUCGUUCAAAAACUCAAAUAUCCAAUUUUUCACGAUGUUUUGGACAAAAAUUGAUAUUUUUCGCUUCAGAACCCAAAAAUACAUCAAAAAUUCAAUUUUUCAAGCAUAAAAUCGUUCAAAAACUCAAAAAUCCAAUUUUCACGAUGUUUUGGACAAAAAUUCAUAAUUUUCGCUUUAGGACCUCAAAAAAUCCAAUUUUCGAAGCAAAAAUCGUUCUAGAACUCAAAAAAUCCAAUUUUUCACGAUGUUUUGUUCAAAAAUCGAUAUUUUCCGCUUCAGAACCCGAAAAUACAUCAAAAUUUCUAAUUUUCAAGCCGAAAAUCGUUCAAAAACUCAAAAAUUGAAUUUUUCAUGAUGUUUUGGACAAAAAUCGAUAAUUUUCGCUUCGGGACCAAAAAAAUUCAAUUUUGCAGGCUCGGUUUGCGGAAAAAUCCGGAGCAAUGGCUCUCGUCGUCGGCCCAGCUUCGCGCGUCGAAAAAACCCUUCGCCCUCAAUUCUCCACCCAAGCCAAAAUCCCAAUCAUCGUUCUCAACGACACCGAAACUCUGAAACUCCGCCAACUUCUCGAUGUCGCACAAGGUUCCAUGAUCAAACUACGUAUCAACUUUGCGCAACCCGAAAACGCUUCGAAAAUCCUCAAGCUCCAAGUGUUCCGACCGACAUUGCUCAAUAUUUGUUUGAUCGGGCUGCUUGUGGUUCUGGUGAUUUUUGUGUCGCUGUUGGUGGUGAUCAAGAUUCGAUGUCAACCAAGUAUGCAUCGAGAAUUGUGGUUGAGAGCGUUGGCGAGAACGGCGCUCGCAAAAAUGGAGACGAGACAUUUUUCGAAGGAAAAAAAGCGGGAAAAGAGACCUAGACCUCUUCAAAAACUGGCAUCCGCAUCAAAUUCGAGCUAUUUUGCUGUUUUUGGAUCACUUACUUCAGGUUAGGCGGGAAAAAAAGCUAAGCUAAAAUCACUUUUUGCAGUAGCCGCAUCUUCUUCCAACAGUCAAGAGCGUUGCGUGAUUUGCCUGGAAGAAUACGAAGAGGGAACCGAACUACGCGUUUUAUUCUGCGGCCAUGAAUUCCACCCAAAAUGCGUUGAUCCAUGGCUUCUCUCAAGAAGAAGAUGCCCACUUUGUCAAUUUGACGUGGUUUAUAAACAUUAUCCGAUUGUUGAUGAUGGAGAGAAGGUGGAGACUCCAAAUUCCGAUACAUCUUCCCUACUUCCUCCACCAAAUCCACCAUCAUUUCUGCAUUCGGAGAUGAAUCCGAAUCGAGUUCGACUAACUCGUCCCCUACCGCGUCGUGUUCCGCGAGCGAGAAGUUGUCCGCGACGCCGACAAUUACGAUCGAGAAAUCAAUUGGAGUUUCGAAAUCGGCUUGGCGGAUAUUCUUCCGAUGUUUCGUCGUCGCAUUUUGAACAAUGUGUAUAA